Messenger RNA from Passer domesticus (house sparrow), 2685 nucleotides. RefSeq names its product carbohydrate sulfotransferase 13 (gene CHST13). The transcript is spliced from 3 exons. Gene Ontology annotation, biological process: carbohydrate biosynthetic process; proteoglycan biosynthetic process. Gene Ontology annotation, molecular function: sulfotransferase activity. The coding region runs from base 562 to 1473 and encodes 303 amino acids. Gene Ontology annotation, cellular component: membrane. The record is from RefSeq and is a predicted model, not a curated record. NCBI's taxonomy places the organism in Eukaryota, Metazoa, Chordata, Aves, Passeriformes, Passeridae.
CUAACAGCCUUAAGUCAGCCUGAACCACCCGGGGUCUGCUUCUGUCCCCGUGAGAAAGGCUCUGACUGAUGCACGUGUUAAUCUCAAAAACAAACGCCUCCACAUUGUUUUUACUAAAUAUAGGAGCAGUGUCUGCUGCAAGGCACUGCUGGCAGCCCUCAGCAGGGUCACAGUCCCACAUCCAACAGGAGUUUAUCAGCCAGAGGGGAAAGGGGCUCAAGUUGAGUGCUCUCUGCAGAUGUGAGCUGCAGUGAGAGGAGUUUUCAAGGUCGAUCUCUUUCCCUGUCAUUUGCAGAGGGCUGAGCCUGGAAAUGUGAACUGGGGCUCCUCUGGGAUGAGCAUCUCAGCCGAGCACUGUACGUUGGAUUCAGUGCUUAUCUCCCACUGGCACAGAUGCUAUUUCAGCCUCCUGUGGGGUAACUGAUACAGAGGAUUGAGGAAGAAACUGUACCUUCUCGUUGAGUCACAUCUUGAUCAAUCCAGCGCUGCAGGAAGUGUCAUUUCCCACGGACGCGCAGGCGUACAGGCACUGCUGAUGAAAUUUUGUGAGCCUCUGAAGAGAUGAGAUCCACCUGGCAAGGCAAGGCUGGUCGCAGCCCUCUCCAGGCCCUGUACGAGAGUGACCAGUUUGAGCAGUCGUCCCUGCAGGCAGUUCACCAGCAGAGACGGGAGAUGUUGAGCAACAUCUGCAGCCGUUACACCCGCAAGCGGCGGCUCCUGCGGCCGGACGACUUGCGGCACUUGGUGGUGGACGACGCGCACGGCCUGCUCUACUGCUACGUGCCCAAGGUGGCCUGCACUAACUGGAAGCGGGUGAUGAUGGUCCUGACGGGGCAAGGCAAGUACCAGGACCCCCUGGAGAUCCCCGCCCACGAGGCCCACGUGGCCUCCAACCUGCGCACCCUGUCCGAGUACAGCGUCCCCGAGAUCAACUCCCGCCUGCGCAGCUACCUCAAGUUCGUCUUCGUGCGGGAGCCCUUCGAGCGCCUGGUCUCGGCCUAUCGCAACAAGUUCACUCUCAGCUACAACACGGCCUUCCACAAGCGCUACGGCACCAAGAUCAUCCGGCGGCACCGGCAGGAGCCCAGCGAGCGCGCCCUGGAGCGUGGCGACGACGUGCGCUUCGAGGAGUUCGUGUACUACCUGCUGGAUCCGCGCACGCAGCAGGAGGAGCCCUUCAAUGAGCACUGGGAGCGGGUGCACUCGCUCUGCCACCCCUGCAUCAUCCACUACGACGUGGUGGGCAAGUACGAGACCUUGGCCGAAGAUGCCAACUACAUCCUGCAGCUGGUGGGGGCCGACACGAGCGUCAAGUUCCCGGCUUCAUCCAAGACCACCAGGACGACAGAUGACAUGACAGCCCAGUUCUUCCAGGACAUUAGCCCCUUCUACCAAAGGAGACUCUUUAAUUUAUACAAAAUGGACUACUUGCUAUUCAAUUACUCCAUCCCCUCGUACCUCCGCAUCCGGUGAGGCAGGGGAUGCGGGGGAAGAGGUGAGGGAGAGCUGGAUAACUCUCACCUCGCCACAAUUCCUCUCCUGCUGCCUUGAGCUCAUCUCUUGGUUGACUUCUUCCCUGUGCCCUUUUGUGAGGGUCUGCUCCAUCUCCUGAUGCCUUGUUCAUGCAUGCUCUGGAGGAAGAACACUUCUCAAUACACUGGGGCUGGAGCUUUUCCUUCCCUUUCCCUCCCGCCCUUCAAUAUCUACAGGGAAUGGUGGUGGGACUGGACACUUCUUGCCUUGGUUGGGGACUUUCUUGUAACUAAGAGACUCCUCUGUAGAUCCAAAUCUUGGGAAGGCUCCUUUUUCGGGCAGGAUCCCUUCAGGUCUUUCUCCUUCUUACUGAGCUGUUUGGGGGCAGACAUGGAGUCUCAGGGGUCAGAGUGGAGUGUAUCAGAGACUUGCAUAGAACCAGAAAUAAAGCAAUAAUUUAAUAUAACUUUUUCCUUUUAUUUAAAAUUGCUCCCACCUUUCUGUCUUGUUCCCCUCUGUCCUUUGUGCCAUCCCCUACCGAGGGGGAUAUAACACACAGAGGUAUGUUACUCUGACCACAUUUUUAUCCCUGCAGGUUUUUUUUUGUUCCUCUCCUUCCACAUGUUCUCAGUUGGGGUGCAAAAUUCUCCAAAGAUAGAGAGGAAAAGCUUGCAGCAGGUCCUCAGUGCUUUCCCCUGAACUCCACAGCAGAGUGCUGAGUGCCUGUGUGUGCACGUCUCUGGAUUUCUGGUCAAAUCCAUUAAAUCCCUGCUGGCAGUGCUGGCAUCUCUUCCCAUGACAGCAUGGGCUGCUCCUGUGUGCAGCCCCUUUAUAAAAGUUAUAAAGUGUUUGGGGGAACACUGGGCUGGGAUGUGGGAGAUUGCUGUGGUAAUGGAGAGGUAAUGUUGGACUGGGAGACCAGAAAAGUCUGUGUGUGUAUGUUUGUGUGUGUGUGAGAGAGAGAAGAAAAAUUGAGGAUAAAAACAGGGAGAGAGACACCUAGAGGGAAACAGUCCUUUUCCUGGUUGCCUUUGGAUAAUCAUUCCUUGAAGAAAAAACAGGGAGGAGGGAGUGAAACACAAAAUAAAAUGACAAACCGAGCCCUAGGAUUUUAAAUUAAAGCCAGUCCAUAUUUUAGUCUUUCCUCUUUUCUGUUUGGCUUUGGCUUGCUGGCUGCCUUUGUAAAUAAACACACUGGUAAUAGAUGCUGUA